Molecule: messenger RNA, 1297 nt
Organism: Rubroshorea leprosula
Lineage: Eukaryota; Viridiplantae; Streptophyta; Magnoliopsida; Malvales; Dipterocarpaceae
Source: the annotation of a GenBank genome assembly
AAGUCCCACACCACUUUGGACGGAUGCCUUCUCACAGAAUAAAACCUUUUUCUGAUGUUACAGAAAAAGGGUUAUCCUUUCCGACUCAAUGCAACAUGAUUUUCAAGACUUUUCUUAGGUAAUUAAUUUCAUUCCAUGGUUGACCUGUCAUGUUAUAAAUGGUGAACUGCCUGGAAAGAAGAUGUUCAUCAAAGAUGGGAGCUUCACAAUCUCAAGCAUAUGAAGAUAACCGUGGCUUCCACGCACAGAACCGCCGAGGUGAUUCCCGGGUGGCAGAGAGUAUAGCAGGAGCAAGGCCUUCUAAUGUCAGAACCACGAGAGCUGAUCAGAAAACAAAGGAAGCUGGGGAGUCCUCUGAGGUCAGAGCCAUUUCGGUUGUGGAGAUAGAUCCAACAAGUCGCGUACCAGUUGUUCAAGGUAAGAAGGAAGAAAUAAAGCUCCCAUUCAACCAGGACGCCAUCUUGAAAAAGGCUGACUCAGAAGAUUAUCGGAGGCCCCAAGUUAAGCUGUCUGCUGCUCAGCUUCAAGCUGGAGUUCUGUUAAGCGGAAAGAGAAAGAAGUACUGGGUUGAUCAGAAAUCAAACAAGAACUGCUACAUGUUGUUUGCAAAAGAUCUUGCAAUCACUUGGGCUGAAGACAAAAGAUAUUGGAAAUGGCGAGAAGAUACUAGUGAUGUGACCAUUCCUGUAGCCGUGCUGAUGAAUGUGUGUUGGCUAGAAGUGCACGGAAAAUUCAACACUGCAAAGCUCUCACCGGAAACCUUGUAUAAGGUAGCAUUUGUUGUUAUGUUGGAAGAUCCGGCUUGUGGAUGGGAAGUUCCAGUGAACAUCAAGCUCACUCUUCCAAAUGGGAGCAAGCAAGAACACAAGGAGGAUUUAAUAGCAAAACCAAGAGGGCAGUGGAUAGAGAUCCCUGUUGGUGAGUUUAAGACCCCACCAACAAAUGCUGGAAAAAUAGAGUUCUCUAUGUAUGAAUAUGAAGGUGGGAACUGGAAGACGGGACUCGUUAUCAAAGGUGCCAUCAUCCAGCCAAAGAAUUAAGCACUAGGUAUCCUUCAAAUAAAUCUAGAAGGAGAAUUGCGUGAUAUUUCUAAUGAAGAAAACAUAAUCAGAGUAAAGAGUAUUUCAUGUUUCUCCAACUUUUUCAGCAUGGACAAAAAUGAAAACUGAAAGGCAGAUUGAAAACAAGGAGCACCUUAAUUUUGCUGUUUUAGCUUUCUUAGGGUAGCUAAUAUCUUCUAUGGUGCAGAUUCGCAUACUGAUCCAUAUCAGUUCAUUAAUAAACAACAAUACGGGAA